Molecule: messenger RNA, 1970 nt
Organism: Prorocentrum cordatum
Lineage: Eukaryota; Dinophyceae; Prorocentrales; Prorocentraceae
Source: the annotation of a GenBank genome assembly
GUGUUCAACAAGAACGACGGCUGGAACCCAUCGACGAGGCGGAGGUGGACCCAGCGGCGCGCUGCCCGCUACGCUUCCUGCUGAAGUGGAAGGUGAAGGACGGAAAGCGAGUGGCCAACGCGCGAGUGCUCUACCAGGGUUUCAAGCACCGAGACGUGGCCGAGGGCCAGCUCGACAAGGAGGCGCCCACUUUGAGCAGGCUUGGCCGACACACGGUCUUGCUUUGGGCGGCCUUGAGGAAGUGGAGGCUGUUCGCUGCGGAUGUGAAGUCCGCGUUCCUGCAGGCCGAGGACGUCAGUGCCCACGGCAUCAAGCUGUACGCGAGCCCGACGAAGGAGAUCUUCGACGGCCAGACGUUCGUGGUGGACGGGCUGAUCGGCAAGCGCGCGGGCGACUUCAUCGGCUGCGGCGAGAACGUGAGUUGCGAGGAUGACCUGUACGCCAAGCUGGACGACACCGAGUGCUUCCAGGCGCGGCUGGGCAUGCUCAACGAGAAGUUCAAGUUCGGCAAGUGGGAGUUCGGGCCGAGCCUAGUCUUCACCGGCGGCGAGGUGGAGCAGUCCCUGAGCUCCCACGCGAUCACCAUCAAGUUCGAGAAGUACCUGCACGCGGUGAAGCCCAUCACCGUGGAGACGCACCGGCGGGCAGAUCCCACCAGUGCGCUGUCGCCGAAGGGGGUUAUCAUCGCGGCGGCGACGGCAUCGUUCAGAGCCGCAUCGACUGGACAUGCGACGGUGCAAGACUUGCUGGACGCGAACAAAGAUUUACGGCUCCUGAAGGCCAACGCGGACGUGGGAUUGUACUUCGGCUUCGACAGGCCGUGGAGUGAGUUGCGCGUUGGAGGCUACUCAGAUGCGAGCUGGGCCAGCCGACCUGACGGAAGUUCCCAAGGAGGCUAUCAGAUCUUCGUCGGACCCGAGGACGAGCUCAACGCCGGCGCCCCGACGCCGUUCGUGGCCAUGGAGUGGGCCUCGAAGAAGCUGGUGCGGUUGUGCAAGAGCUCACUGUCCGCCGAGGCACAAGCCGCGGCGAUGGGAGCCGACUCGCUGAUGUGGGUGAAGGUCUUUUUGGCCCUGAGUCUGAGGCCCGACCUCGGACAUGACUCACCGUUCAUCACAGACGCGAAGUGCCUCUACGACGCCUCGCGGUCAGCUACGGCGGGGUUGGGCAUCGCAGAGAAGAGGACGGCCAUCGAGAUGAAGAUCGUGAACGAGCAGCUGGCGGAGGUCAACGCCGGGUGGAAGUGGGUGAACACCCAGCAGCAGAUGACGGACGAGCUCACCAAGCUUUCGGCGCGCCAGAUGAUGGCGGAUGCGUUACGCCGUGGAGUUCAUGCCUUGCGCUACGACCCCGACUUCGUGGCCGGCAAGAAGCUCACCAAGCGCGCGAUGGAGCAACGCGAGAAGGAGCUGGACCAGGCAGGAGAGGAGUUGCUCGACACCUUCGAGAAGGAGCCCGUGGCGAAGGCGAAGGCUAAGGCCAGGACGCGCCAUUUUGGCGCGAAUGGAGCCCGUUUGGCAGCUGCGUUGGCGGCUACGAGAGCGACAGGCUCUGGAGCUGAGGUGGUACAGUAUACGCCCAGCGGCGUCGAGCUGUUCCACCCACCGACCAACGACGGCUGGGACAACCUGCUGGUGAAGCUGGCCAUGUUCGGACUCAUGAUGGCGAUGCUCGUGGCUUUCGGCUGUGGAUUUUGGGUCGGCACCUGUUGGACACGCUGGACUACGACGGACGCUGAGCAGAAGAGCAUCAGGCCGCGUGAGCCUGAGACCGAGCCGAACCCCAGCAUGACGACGAAGCACUACGUCGAGGGGGCCGAGAUGAUGACGACAGGUGUGAACACCAAGCAGCCACGCCAGAAGAAGGUGCGCCACAUGAUGUGCCAGGCGCAAUGCCGCUACAACCAGGAUGCGCAGACGCCGAGGUUCCAGCCGCUGCCCGAGUACGCACACGGAGCUUUCAUCGGAUAG